GACGCUGGAGCUGGAACAUCUCAAGCAGGAGGGUCUCAAGGAGGAGGCCAACAAGUGGAUCCGGGAAGGAAAUACGGGACCAUGGUCAACAACAACGUCAACCAUUGGAAGUGUAUUUUCUGUUACAAGGUGCUAACUGCUGGCAUUUCACGCUUGAAGCAACAUCUUGUUGGAGGGCAUAAGAAUGCAAAGAAGUGUCCAAUCUGUCCAGAACAUGUUAGAGCUGAGCUGCAGAACUACAUGGUGAAAAAAGCUGAAGAAAGAGCAGCUCUAGCUAUGCAGUUUCAACCUGCUGUGCGUGAAGAAGAUGUGGAGGACGUGGAUGCUGAUCAGCCAAAACGCAGCGGUAUCAAGAGGAAGAACCGUGGACCUCUGGAUAAGUUUGUGACGUCUCUGCCUCCAGACGUCUUGAAAGGCAGAAAGGAUUUGAAGGGAGUCUUGGGAGUUUGUGACAAGGAGCUAAGAGAGAAAGUUUGUGGAGGCAUAUCAAGGUGGUUUUAUGAUGCUGGCAUUCCUUUUAAUGCUGCUACACACGACAGUUUCAAGGAGAUGACUGAGUUGAUUGGGCAGUAUGGUAUGGGAUUAAAGCCUCCUUCAAUGUACGAGCUCCGGUUCAAUUUACUUCAGAACGAAGUAGCAAACGUUGAUGCUCAGCUAGUUGGUCACAGAGAGGAGUGGGCAGUGAAAGGAUGCUCCAUCAUGUCUGAUGGAUGGCGUGAUUCUGUGGUGCAGAAGGACAUCGUGAACUUUCUGGUUAACUCACCGAAGGGUUCUGUGUUCAUCAGGUCUAAAGAGGUGUCUGAAGUUGUGAAAGACGCAACAUUGCUGUUCAAGCUUCUGGAUGAUAUGGUUGAGGAAGUUGGAGAGAUGAAUGUCGUUCAGGUUGUGACUGACAAUGCUUCCAACUACGUGAAGGCUGGGAAGCUGCUUGAAGCUAAACGCCCACAUCUGUUCUGGACUCCUUGUGCUGCCCAUUGUCUUGAUCUGAUGCUGGAGGACAUCGGAAAGGUGCAAGCUGUUAAGGAUGCUAUGAAGAAGUGUAUGUUUGUCAAUGCAUACAUCUACUGCCGUGUUCCUCUGGUCAAUAUGAUGAGAAGGUUCACGAACCAGAGGAACUUGCAUAGGCCUGCUGUAACUCGUUUUGCAACUUCCUUCAUCACAAUGAGUCAAUUUCACCUUCAACAAGCCAAUUUGAAGAAGAUGGUGACCUCAGAGGAGUGGAACAAGUCGAAGUGGCCUAAAGAAGCAGGAGCAAGAAAGAUGAAGCAGUAUAUCCUUCAAGAGGGCUUCUGGAGGAACGUAGCUUAUGCUCUUAAGCUAACUUGUCCCUUGGUGAAGGUCCUCCGGAUGGUUAAUGGUGAGAAGAAGCCAGCAAUGGGGUAUAUCUAUGCUGCAAUGGAUAGGGCAAAGGAAACUAUUGCUAAGAGUUUCAAAUGGAAGAAAGAGAAGUAUGAGAAGGUCUUUGAGAUGAUAGACAAUCGCUGGAACUGCCAGUUACAUCAACCACUUCAUGCAGCAGGUUAUUUCCUCAAUCCAGCUGUUCAUUAUGCUCAUACGGUUGAUGUUUGUUGUGAGGAAGUGGAGACUGGCUUGUAUAACUGCAUCACAAGGCUGGUUCGAGAGCCUGCUGUUCAAGACAAGAUCAUGGUGGAGCUUGAAGUCUUUAAGAAUGCAAGUGGCCUCUUUGGUCUUCCCAUGGCUAUUAGGCAAAGGGAGAUGAAAUCACCAGCUGACUGGUGGUCAACAUACGGAUCAUCAGCUCCAAAUCUCAGAGACUUUGCAGUCAAGGUGCUAAGUCUUACAUGCAGUGCAACAGGUUGUGAAAGAAACUGGGGAGUCUUUCAACUUCUGCAUACCAAGAGAAGGAACCGACUAGCUCAAGGCCGAUUGAAUGACAUGGUGUUUGUCAAAUACAAUCGUGCUUUGCAGCGUAGGAUGAGGAGAAAUGAUGCCAAGGAUCCAAUUCUGUUGGAUGAGAUAGAUGAUAGCAAUGAAUGGCUAAUGGGGAAGAUGGAUGGGAACUCAUCCAAUGAUGAAGAUGAUGAUUUUGUCCAUGAUGAUGAAGACUUGACAUGGAGUGUGGUGAGCGAAGCAGUAGGAGCUGAAGAACCUAGCUACACUACUAGGGGAGCAAAAACUGCUAAGGACAACAAAGGGAAAGGAAAAGCUACUCCUUCAACUCAGAGCAAGCGCUAUGGUCCAUCACUUUCUCAUUUGGAGUUGGUUGAUGAAGAUGAUGACGUUGAAGGGGAGUUAGAAAAAGAUGCUAGCUUCUGGAAGGAUUUGGAAUUGGAGUAUGAGGAGAGUGGUUCUGAAUCUGAGUAGAGAUUCUACUCAGAUUGGUGUUUUUAUUUGCUUUUACUUUGGUGUUUUAGUUGCUUUUGAAUUUGGUGUUUGCAUUUAG
Molecule: messenger RNA, 2404 nt
Organism: Raphanus sativus (radish)
Lineage: Eukaryota; Viridiplantae; Streptophyta; Magnoliopsida; Brassicales; Brassicaceae
Exons: 3
Coding region: 82-2325 (747 amino acids)
Molecular function (GO): protein dimerization activity
Source: RefSeq, a predicted model, not a curated record